This is a messenger RNA of Plasmodium cynomolgi strain B, 4803 nucleotides long. RefSeq lists its product as hypothetical. Lineage: Eukaryota; Apicomplexa; Aconoidasida; Haemosporida; Plasmodiidae. Bases 1 to 4803 code for a protein of 1600 amino acids. The record is from RefSeq and is a predicted model, not a curated record. The transcript is spliced from 2 exons.
AUGGAAGAGGAAACGUUUUUUUCAGAAAGUGCGAACUUUGAUCCAUGUGACGAGCAGCUAUGUGUUGCGAAUGCUUGCGAUGGGGAAGGGGAUGCCAAUCAGGGCGGUUUUAUGGACAUAGCAUCUCAGAGAGAUAUCCUCAGGAGCAAAGACAAGGAAUACAUUCAUGGGAAUGUAGACCAAGGAAAUUUUAGCGAAGUCGUUAAUCUCUACGAUGGUGACUCGGACAAGAAUGUAGUAGCAUGUUCCACACACUGUGCAUGUACAACUGAACAAAAUAAUCAAAACGAUGAGGAGAACAAACAUGGAAAUCGUGGCAGCACCAACAGAAAUACACAUUACAUGAGAGACCUCCUUCUCAUUAACAUAUUUCUAAGUCCAGACAAUGAUAUUUGUGCUAUAAACUCCAAAAAGAAUGACGUGAACAAAAUCCUAAGUUUGGUUAAGCAACUGUUAAUGAGGAGAAAUAGUGCCGAACGAUCAGCCCUGAUUAGCUACGGAAAUGACAUAACAGGAAGAUAUUAUCACAUAAGUAACAGUGAGAAGAUAUUGGAUGAUUUAAAAAAUGAGGACAUCAGGGAAAGCAAUGAAAUUUCAUUCGAGUAUAUAAGUGUUGGAAAGGAGAGUGAAAAAUCUCGUACCUGUAGUGAACUAAAUCGGAAUGGGGAGAUUGUGGACGAACGAGGAAAUUGCAGAUUUUUGACUAAUGAAAGAUGUGAUUCACUCACGUUUGUGGAAGGGGAUCACUUCAAUCGUGGAUGUGGUGUAGGGAACAGUUACCAGAACCUGAGACAGUGGAAGCCGGCCCUGUUGGGGCUACUCGGGGAGAAGCAGCAAUGGGGGGACCCAACCCAGCAGGUGCAGAAGCACCAGCGCCAAACGGUUGACCCCGAAGAGGAAAGCAGAAAAUAUGGCAACGGAUUGGAGAACGCAUGGGACCUUUUGAAGAGGGCUGCAGACAGGGAUGAAACAUAUGGAGGGAUAAGCCGAAAUGGAAACGGCCACUUCGGUUACGCCUUUGACGUGGGUGCACCGCACGAAAUGGACGCACCGAACGACGUGGAUUUUGUGUUUAAAGAAAAACAGCGGGGGAAUGACGGAAACGCUUUCAGCUAUUUUCAAAUGGAGGGCCCAGAGAGGGGAAGUGAUGGACAGGGAAAAACUGAACGAGGGGAGGAAAUGGAGGAAAUGGAAGAAGUGGAAGAAGUGGAAGAAGUGGAAGAAGUGGAGGAAGUGGAAGAAGUGGAAGAAGUGGAAGAAGUAGAGGAAAUGGAGGAAGUGGAAGAAGUGGAGGAAGUGGAGGAAGUGGAGGAAGUGGAGGAAAUGGAGGAAGUGGAAGAAGUGGAAGAAGUGGAAGACGUGGAAGAAGUGGAAGAAGUGGAAGAAGUGGAAGAAAUGGAAGAAAUGGAAGAAGUCGAGGACGUGGAAGAAGUCGAGGACGUGGAAGAAGUCGAGGACGUGGAAGAAGUGAACCGUGUGGACGAAACGGAGGAAACCGAAGAGACUCUCCAAAUGGUCCGAAUGGACGGAAGCGACGAAUCUAACGAGUUGGAAAAAAUGUGCCUGACGAACGAAGCGGGAAAAAUAUACCAAACGUAUCAGAUGGACCCAAUGUGUGAAGAGGAAGAAGGUAGGAAAAGCAUGACGCCUCAGAACCAAACCAACUGCGUCGAAAAGGAAAAUGAGAAUGUACCUAAUUGGUUAAAAAUGAAUCAGGGGUUCAUGCAAAUGGAAGGCAUACUUUACCAAAAGGAAGACACAUCGGACAAACAGAACAGAAAGCGAAAUGAUGUAGAAAUUUUCCGCGAAGGAAGAAACACCGACGAUAGAAUAAAGACCUCUAGUGAGGUGUCGUGCUCCAAUGAAUUAAGUACCGCUGAGAGGGAAAGUGGCAGGAAAAAGGGGAUGCAGCUAGGAAGAGGAUACAGACAAAAUGAUCCCACGGAGAAGGGAGAAAUUACGAAGGAAUCAGAAAGAGGGAGUAGCGAGGGAAGCUUGGGAAGUUCGGAAAAGGUGUCGAAUGAGGAAUAUGUAGUAACUGAGGAAAGAGGAAAAUAUGAGGAAAGCGUGGACAUGGCGAAAAUGGAAAAAAUGGAGGAGACGAUCCCAAAUGUGGAAAACGAGAAGGUUAGUUACAAACCGAUCUACGGAGACUGCAAAGCCUGCGCCCUUUUUUACAAAAUAAAAAAGGGGUGCAUAUAUGCAGAUGUUUGCCAUUUGAGCCACAGUGGAGAGCAGCCGAACUCCCCCCGAAGAUAUAGCAAAGAAGGCAAGAGAGAAACGAUCAGAAUGAAUAGCCCAAGCAUCGAGGACAAAUGGAACAGAGAAGGUCCUUCCGUUGGAUCCGCUUCCAAUUGGAUAAACACGUCUAGUGAUGAUUCUGUUAAAGGUACCAGCACGAACAUUAUAAUUAGGGCUCUCACGAACCGCUUAAAGUCGGACGACAACGAAGAGUUGAUCUCGUACAUUCUGGAUACGAUUAAGAGAGAGGAGAGUGCGAACAACUUGAAUAUAAGAAACGAUGGUAGUGAUGAAAAUGGAUGGGGGGCCAACGCGCAAGUGAAAUAUGGGAGUGAUGGGAAAGCCCCACAGGGUUGCAGCAUUAACAGAGGAGACCAUGCCAACCAGAGAAACAACAACAGCGAUGACGCAAGCAGAAGUGAAAGUGUAACCAAAAAGGAAAAACAAGAAACGAACAACGAAAAUGCAUCAAACGAUCCAUUAGCCAGUUUCCAUACAACUAACGAAGAAGAAUUUUCAACACACAAUGAUUAUGCUCUUUUCCCCCACGAAAUAUAUCAAAACAACCCAAAGUAUUACUCUUUUGAAGUUCCAUUUUCGCAAGAUGGAGAGGAAAAGCAUGGAAUGAAAAAGGGAGUAACUGGAAACACAUUUGAAGGGAAUCAUCCAGGAGGUAGUAUGAAUAACACUGAAAUGUGUAACUGGUUAAAAGUGGUACAAAAAAUGGGAAAGGGGGACGAUGGGGACCGUUCCAAGGCAUACAAUAGGAUAAAUUUGCCACUAUAUGUCGAAUCAGAAGAACAACCACGACAGAGACGAGAAGGGUAUUUUAUGGACACACACAGGACCACUACCAUCUCUAUGAAGAAUGAAAUGAAAAACAUUGCCUCCCUGAAUACACACGAUGAAGGGGUCCAAACUGAGGGGGGCGGGUAUGUCAGGGGAAAUUCUGAUCUCUUCAAAAAUAGGUGUCUCCAUUACAUCGGAAUUCCAAAGAGUGCAUAUCACCAACUAGGAAAUUUCUUCCUGGAAAGAAAAAAAGAAACGGAGGUAGAUCCCAAUGUAGAGAGCGUAGAGGAUAUACACACCGAUAGAUGCAGCUACCAUGUGAGUGAAGAUUUCAACCAAGGAAUGUGCAGUCACUUGAAUUCAAAAAACGAUUCUAAAAUUAAAAACGAAGAUGAAAAGGAGUUAAACAUGUACCAGCAAAUGAUGGGGAACAGUUCGCGUAAGUGUAUGAACAGAGUUACCAAAAAUGAUGGAGUUAUGGAAGUCGUUCCGAGUGGAGUGAAUGUACAAACUGAGACAGAAGAAGAGAUGAAAUUUCUUCACAGUAGAGGAAAAGGCAAAAAUUUGCUUCCCAAUAUUCAACAGAAUAGCAACUACCUACAUUUUAAUUCAUGGAGGAAUAGGAUGACCUAUUUUAAGGACCUCUGUGAUAACCCUAGCUGCCAUUACAAUUUGGGUGAUCUACACCAGAGGAAGGAAAACGUGGUCAAUAAUAUUUGUGCGAAUUAUAGAAAGGGGAUUUACCCUAGUACACAAAUGUGUGGCAAUCUCAACAAGAUCGAUAUGUCCGCACCAGAAGGAGAGUUACUAAAAAGGGAAAGCUACACAUAUGACGAGAUUUUCAAUGCGGGUAACAGAACAAACUAUGGGUUUAUGCACGUGCCUAACGUGAACAAAAAGCAGCUUGACACACUCGGUGGAGACAAACAGAACAGUAGCAGUGGUUGUAACUCCUCCUUUAACGCAAAAGGUACCUUCAACUGUGGGAUGCACGAAUGUAGAAGGAGUUUCCAUCGAGGUGAUUCGAAGCAUAGCGGCAUAUAUCAGGGAAGCGCGCAUCGCCGCAAGGGGCACCACUCCAAUGGCCACACAAUGCGCUACCACCGGGCAGUUGCCCCAUCUGCAAAGAAAAACGAAAAUUAUGACAACUUAGUUAGGAAUCCAUUUCUGCAGAGUGGCGACUCGCCAGAAAUGUGCUUCCGAAGAGAGAGAAAGGAAUUUAACUUUAGAAAAAAAAAUAACCUACAUAGGAUCGCACAGUUUAACCACCCCUCCAAGGAUCCCCACUAUCGCAUGUUAAAGAUAAGAAUGAACAAUUAUAAAAAUGGCAGUUUGAUCACGGGGAGUCAAAAUAGCUACUUGCAAGUGCGACGCGUCCACGGUAGCGAUGCCGUUGCCAAGCAGCACAUCGGUGAAAAGUACAACAACCCAGUGCUGCUUCUCAGUUGCGUUAAAAGUUGCAAAAUGUGCGGAGGCCAUCACGUCAGAAGUGUAAUACGUGGAAACUGCAGAGAUGAUAUAGGGAGCAACCUGAUCGGUAAUUUUAGAAGCGGUGCGCAAGGGGAUGUCCACAGAAAAACGCAUGCCGAGAUGUGUAACAGUUAUCAUCAAGGUAACACGGGCGAUAUCCAAAAUGCGCAGUUAAGACAAGGUAACCCUUUCAGCAUGUUUACAAAAAGUAAAAAAUUGCAUAAAAGGAAUUGCGCAUCGAAUAAGGUACAUGCUAUGGAGAAGAGCAUCGACGUGGAUCCAACGAACGUCAAAGAGCCAUAA